AUGUUUAUCACUUCCAAAAAACAUUUACUUUUUUUACUAUUGACAGUUAUAAUAGCUUCAGUGUUUUUCACACCUUUAACAACCUUUACCAAGUCAGCGUUAUCAAAUUAUUUAUAUUCAGAACCAUUAUCUAGCGAGACCGUUCAAUCCGAGAAAACUAAACGAGAAGAGGCACUAGAAGAACUCGAAGAAGACUUAGAAGACGAAAUAGAAGAACUCGAGGAAAUUGAAGAAGAAAUAGAAGAAAUGUCAUUUAUAUCAAAAAAUAUUGUCAAAAUUGUUUCUGCACUGGAGCAGGCUGAAGGGGCUGGUGCCAGAGUUCGCCGUUCGAUUGGCACCAUGAGUGUUCGCAACUUUACACCCUUUCUUAUGCUUGAUCAUUUCCGUGUCACUCCCGAGGCUGGAUUUCCUGAUCAUCCUCACCGUGGCCAAGAAACCAUCACAUACAUGCUCAAGGGUAAAGUCGACCAUGAGGACUUUACCGGGAACUCUGGAACUUUGGAACCUGGUGAUUUGCAGUUCAUGACUGCUGGUCGUGGAAUCAUGCAUGCAGAAAUGCCGCGAAUUAACAAGACUGAGGAUGGUGAUCUUGAUGCUAUUGAGGGACUGCAAUUAUGGGUCGAUCUGCCUGUCGAACUCAAGGAAUGUGAGCCUCGUUACCGAGACUUGCGUAAAGAUGAGAUCCCAGUAAUCCAUCCAGAUCCUAAUGUUGAAAUCAAGGUUAUUUCUGGCAAAUCUUACGGCACUGAGUCGAUCAAAGAUCUUGCUUAUACUCCAGUGUGGUUUCUAGACAUGGUUGUUAAGCCUGGUGGUCAAGUUACACAACCCAUUCCGCACGGCUUUAACACGUUUGUGUAUGUUAUGGACGGCGAAAUUAAGAUUGGCAACAAAACCAUCCCCAAGUUUACCAGUGUAUUUUUUGGAGAGGAAGGCGACGGUAUCGAAUUAUCAGUAGAUAAGGAUGCAAAAGCUACUGCACGUUUAGCUGUUAUUGCUGGAAAAAUUCUUCACCAGCCAAUUGUCCAACAUGGUCCGUUUGUUGAAACUUCGCGCGAUAGAAUUUACAAGGCAUUUAUGGACUACCAAUCAAAGACAAAUGGGUUUGAAAGAGCUGCAGGAUGGAAAAGUAAGAUUGGAAGACGCAUGCUUCGCGAUUAA
This is a messenger RNA of Magnusiomyces paraingens, 1158 nucleotides long. RefSeq lists its product as uncharacterized. The record is from RefSeq and is a predicted model, not a curated record. Bases 1 to 1158 code for a protein of 385 amino acids. The transcript has a single exon. NCBI's taxonomy places the organism in Eukaryota, Fungi, Ascomycota, Dipodascomycetes, Dipodascales, Dipodascaceae.